AGGAUUUAUGAGAAAAAGGGGACGAAGAAGAAAAGGAGAAAGAGAAACAACCCAGUGUUGAGUGUCAGUUUUAUCUGUCUGACUUCGUGCACAUGACAGAGACAUUCUGCUACAAGAAGAAACUGUGGCACUGCAGAAAUCUCAUGUGUUGCAGCUUAACUGCUCAGAGAAACAACGAAAAUGGGAACAGCUUUAAUUUAUGACGAAGAGAUGACCAAUUACAAACUGCUCUGGGUUGAUCCAGCGUGUAAGAUAGAAGUGCCUGAGCGUCUGACUGUGAGUUAUGAGGCCCUGGUCGAGAGCGGUCUGGCUGAUCGUUGCAUGUCUAUACCUGUCCGCGAGGCAACGGAUGCAGAUAUUUUGCUGGUUCACAGUGAGGAUUACCUGGAUGCAGUGAAGACGACCCCGUACAAGACUCUAGAGGAACUGAAGGAGUUCACCCUGCAGUUUGGUGAUGUCUACUUCCACCCAAACAUCUAUCACUGUGCCAAGCUGGCUGCAGGAGCUGCACUGCAACUAGUGGACAGUGUUUUGACAGGGAAGAUGAGGAAUGGCAUGGCUCUGGUCAGACCACCAGGACACCACAGUAUGUGCAGUGCUGCCAGUGGUUUCUGUGUGUUCAACAAUGUGGCCAUAGCAGCUAAAUAUGCCAAGCAAAAAUAUGGAGUUAAAAGGGUGUUGAUAGUUGACUGGGAUAUACAUCAUGGCCAAGGGGUGCAGUACUGUUUUGAAGAUGAUCCAAGUGUGCUCUACUUCUCAUGGCAUCGCUACGAGCAUCAGAAAUACUGGCCUCAUCUUAGAGAAUCUGACUUUGACAUUGUUGGCAAAGAGAAGGGGGCUGGAUUUAAUAUAAAUGUACCAUGGAACAAGGUCGGAAUGCAGAACAGUGACUAUCUUUCCGUCUUCUUUCACAUCCUCCUGCCGGUCGCAUAUGAGUUCUCCCCAGACUUGGUACUGGUGUGCGCAGGCUUUGACUCUGGCAUCGGUGACCCAGAGGGUAAAAUGUGUGCCACUCCAGACAUCUUUGCCCACCUCACUCACCUCCUGAUGAACCUUGCGGGAGGCAAAGUGUGUGCAGUUCUAGAGGGAGGGUACAAUCUGACUUCUCUCGCCCAGUCUGUCUGUCAGACCGUUCAGACACUGCUUGGAGAUCCUGUACCACGACCCUCAAACCUGGAUGGUCCCUGUAAAAGUGCACUUGAGUCCCUUCACUGUGUCCGAUCAGCUCACAGACGGUACUGGUCCUCCAUCAGACAUGCAGCUGAUCUUCCCUCCUGUGAAAUCAGCACCAAACACAUUAAGUUAGCAGAAGACAAGUUGGAUAAGGAAGAAGAAGAGAAAAGUGCAGAGGAAGAGGUGUGGCCACAGCCUCCAAAACGAGUCCCUUCUGCCAUCCGUACUGCUGUUGUGCUCCCAGAGGGUGUGGCUUGCCCAGACAGAUGUAAAUGCCUCAUGUCAGCAGAGGACCCCGACCCACUCAUUGCCAACAAAUUCAGGGAGAAUUUCCUCAAAGAUGCGGAUGACAGCGAUGCUCUCACAACACUCUCCAGUCUUAUUGCUCUUGCAGAGCGAAUGGAGAAGAAUGAGAUCUGCAGUGGCUUGGCGCUGGUCCGUGACAUCUCCAUGGCGAUAAUGUGUGUCAUCCAGCACACUGCAGCUGCCCUCAGCAACCGGGUUUUAGUUGUGUGUGUUGGAGACGGGAAGGUCCCGAGUCACGGCACAGAUGAUGGGAAGACACUCGUGGUGCAGUUCAGCAGCAAGAAGUCUGAGGAACAGAAAUGCAAAUAUUAUAUCCCUGUGUGUCUGAAGAAGGGCUGCCAGGACGCAUCAGGGUUCAUGCAGGCCGUGUUAGGUCUCCUCCUGCCACUGGGGUAUGAGUACGACCCCAGUCUGGUUCUGUUGGUUAAGAUGCCAGAUAGCGGACUGUGUGACACUGUGUGGAAACAACUAAUAGGUCUGUUGCAGGGCCUCGCACAAGGGCACACACUAGUACUCAUGCAGGACGUUGAGAGGGCCUGUGUCGGCCCCACAGCCUCCUCCCUCCUUGGUGAUGCUGCCCCCUCUUUGGGGCAGCUUCACGCUCCUCUACCUGAGGAUGUGGAGGCCGUGGAAAGUCUGAGACACAGGCUGAAGGCUGACUGGAAACUACUGCAGACCACAGCACCAGAAACCAGAGGAGCUGAUGAGCAUUGAAGUCAGUCCUGCUUCUGUUUGUGAGAAACAUCAGAUGAAACUCAUCAGUCAAAUGUUUUGAUGAAAUUCUGUAAUUGAUCUUUUGAUCCAACAUGUUCUGCCCUAAAAUAUAUAUUUUUCCACAUGCAUGAUUGUGCCGGUGUGUGAAUAUGCUGCAUCUUAAAUUGAUGUGAUCAAUCAACAAACUGAUCAGGUUGAAAAGUUGGUAGUAAUCGAAAUAUUAUAGAGCCUAAAAAUGACAUAUAGAUGUGGAUGGAUGCAUCUUAUUACAGGACUGUCAUGCACCUUAAGACUAGUUUGCAGGAAGAAUGGGACAAAUUUACACCUGACACGCUUAAUCACUUGGUGUCCUCAGUCCCUAAACGUCUUUUAAGUGUUGUGAAAAGGAAGUUCGACAUCACACUGUGGUAAAUGAUUUACUGUCACUAUUGGAGUGUUGCAGGCAUCAGAAUUGAAGUGUGUUUAUUUUGAACAAAGAAUAAAAUUGAUGAGGU
Messenger RNA from Monopterus albus (swamp eel), 2687 nucleotides. RefSeq names its product histone deacetylase 10 (gene hdac10). Gene Ontology annotation, molecular function: deacetylase activity. The transcript is spliced from 20 exons. Lineage: Eukaryota; Metazoa; Chordata; Actinopteri; Synbranchiformes; Synbranchidae. Gene Ontology annotation, biological process: epigenetic regulation of gene expression. The record is from RefSeq and is a predicted model, not a curated record. The coding region runs from base 181 to 2193 and encodes 670 amino acids.